AUGGGAAAUAAAACAGAUCAGCGAAGCACGUUCCUCGGUCGUAUCCCACAUGCCCCUUUUGAACUGGAGGCAGUCGAAACCUUAACAUCUGUACUGGGCCUCUCUUUCUUUUUUCUAAAGAUCAAGGAGUUCAAUAAAUUGAGGAAGAUGAGCGGAUCCGUGCUUGUAGCUAUUGCGGCUGCGAUUGGCAACUUGUUGCAAGGAUGGGAUAAUGCAACAAUAGCAGGGGCCCUUAUUUACAUCAAGAGAGAAUUUCAUUUGGAAGGCCAACCUACUAUAGAAGGGCUAAUUGUAGCAAUGUCACUCAUUGGAGCGACAGUUAUUACGACAUUCUCUGGACCUGUAUCAGAUUGGCUUGGACGGCGUCCCCUGCUCAUAAUUUCAUCUGUUCUGUAUUUCCUCAGCGGUUUAGUAAUGUUGUGGUCUCCCAAUGUCUAUGUCCUGCUUAUGGCCAGGCUACUGGAUGGAUUUGGAAUUGGUCUUGCUGUUACUCUUGUUCCCGUCUAUAUAUCUGAGACAGCACCUCCAGAAAUAAGGGGAUCGCUAAAUACCCUCCCUCAGUUCACAGGUUCUAUUGGAAUGUUUUUGUCAUACUGCAUGGUCUUUGGAAUGUCACUGAUGGAUUCACCAAGUUGGAGGUUGAUGCUUGGGGUUCUUUCUGUUCCUUCUAUUAUUUAUUUUGCGUUGUCUGUUUUUCUCUUACCUGAAUCUCCAAGAUGGCUUGUAAGUAAAGGGCGGAUGCUAGAGGCUAAACAGGUCUUACAGAGACUACGUGGCAAAGAAGAUGUCUCAGGUGAAAUGGCUUUGCUGGUUGAAGGUCUAGGAGUUGGAGGUGAAACAACAAUAGAAGAGUACAUAAUUGGCCCAGAUAACGAGCUCACUGAUAAUGAGCAUGCAGCAGAGAAAGAUAAAAUCAAGUUAUAUGGCGCUGAAGAAGGCCUCUCAUGGAUAGCCAAACCAGUUACUGGCCAGAGUACUCUUGGAUUGGCCUCUCGUCAGGGGAGCAUGGCUUUCCAGAGCAUGCGUCUUAUGGAUCCUAUGGUCAGUCUCUUUGGCAGUGUUCACGAGAAGCUCCCAGAGAUGGGAAGCAUGCGCAGCAUUCUUUUCUCAAAUUUUGGCAGCAUGUUCAAUGCUACAGAAAAUGUUAAAAAUGAACAGUGGGAUGAGGAGAGUCAAAGGGAUGGUGACCAAAUAUCUGAUGCUUCUGGGGCUGAAUCUGAUGACAACAUACGGAGCCCAUUGCUCUCGCGCCAGGCUACUAAUGCAGAUAAGGACAUGGACCAACCUUCCAAUGGCAGCUUAUUAAGCAUGAGACACCAUAGCAGUGUCAUGCAUGGCAAUGCUAAUGAACCAGUCAGUGGUAUGGGUAUUGGUGGAGGUUGGCAGCUUGCAUACAAAUGGUCUGAGAAGAGAGGUGAAGAUGGGAAAAAUGGAGGACUUAAAAGGAUCUAUUUACACCAGGAGGGCGCCCCUGGAUCUCGGCGUGGAUCCAUUGUUUCACUUUCUGGUGGUGAUAUCCCUGCCAACGGUGAAUUAGUUCAUGCUUCUGCUCUGGUGAGCCGAUCAGUUCUUCGGUCGGAGGAUCUUAUAGGGGUCAAGCAUGCAUUGAUUGUUGGUGUUGGAAUCCAAAUACUACAGCAGUUUUCCGGGAUAAAUGGGGUUCUCUACUACACCCCUCAAAUUCUUGAACAAGCAGGUGUAGGCAUUCUUUUAUCAAAUAUGGGCAUUAGUUCAGACUCUGCAUCUCUCCUUAUCAGUGCUGUCACAACGUUUUUAAUGCUUCCAAGCAUAGGUGUUGCAAUGAGAAUGAUGGAUAUCGCAGGCAGAAGGUGGCUGCUGCUGACCACAUUACCUGUCUUACUAGCAUCACUCAUUAUCCUAGUCCUUGGCAAUGUUAUUGAAAUGGGAACUGUCAUUCAUGCCAUUAUCUCAACCAUUAGUGUUGUGGUCUACUUCUGCUGCUUUGUCAUGGGCUUUGGGCCAAUCCCAAACAUCCUCUGCUCAGAGAUCUUUCCUACCCGUGUUCGUGGCCUCUGCAUUGCUAUAUGUGCUCUCACAUUUUGGAUUGGAGAUAUCAUUGUCACUUAUUCGCUCCCUGUGAUGCUCAAUUCCAUUGGCCUUGCUGGUGUUUUUGGCAUCUAUGCUGUUGUGUGCUCCAUAGCAUGGAUUUUCGUCUUUUUAAAGGUUCCAGAAACGAAAGGCAUGCCUCUUGAAGUCAUUACAGAGUUCUUCGCUGUUGGCGCAAAGCAGGCUGCUGCAGCUGCCAAGACUAACUGA
Molecule: messenger RNA, 2277 nt
Organism: Ilex paraguariensis (yerba mate)
Lineage: Eukaryota; Viridiplantae; Streptophyta; Magnoliopsida; Aquifoliales; Aquifoliaceae
Source: the annotation of a GenBank genome assembly